Ricinus communis (castor bean) is the source of this 3357-nucleotide messenger RNA. RefSeq names its product receptor-like serine/threonine-protein kinase ALE2. The record is from RefSeq and is a predicted model, not a curated record. Bases 481 to 3048 code for a protein of 855 amino acids. Gene Ontology annotation, biological process: protein phosphorylation. NCBI's taxonomy places the organism in Eukaryota, Viridiplantae, Streptophyta, Magnoliopsida, Malpighiales, Euphorbiaceae. The transcript has 11 exons. Gene Ontology annotation, molecular function: ATP binding; protein kinase activity.
ACAAUAACCAAGAGUUGAUUGCUCAAUCUCUCCUGGUACAAAACAAAAGAUCCAUUAUGAAACAGUUGAGAGAAAGACAUACUUUAAAGAGAGAAAGAUCUAAGUUAUUAUACAACAAAGUAGAAAACAAUAGCAUUUGAAAUGUAAUCAUGGACUUAGAAUUAUAAGUUAAAGUGUUUAUCAAAAAAGAAAAAAGAAAAAGUUUAAGAUACCAUGGCCAUAUUGCUUCAAGAAAAUCAACUUUUUUACCAGUAUUAGCUGAAAAAGAAGUCAAGAAAUUCCACAUUAAACAAUUCAGGGAAUUUUUCAAAAUUUCAACCAUCAUAUCACCUAUACAUCAUUGUUAUGGUUUAUGGAACAAUCCUCUCUCUCUCCUUCUUUUUUGCACCAAACUUCUUACUAAAAAGUGUCACCUACUUAGUUCUUUAAGAGCUUGGUAGAUCUUGAGACUUCAAAAUCUUUUGGUACUUUAGCAGUGAAAUGGGGAUGCUUGUGGCUCUUUUGCUGCUGAUCAUGUCUGCCUUUUCAGUUCUUGGAUCUGCAGACACUUCCAUCUCCCCUAAACAGUCUCCUUCCGGCUUCGGCAGGAGCAGACAUGGAAGGCUAGGCACUUUACCACCCAACAGAGCAUUCCACAGUUCCUCAUCCGGAGAUCAAUUCCCAACUAAAGUCCCUCAUCCACCUAAUGCUAUUAGGCCUUCAAGUAUUGCACUUCCACCUUCUACAUCAUCACAUGGAAGUCCUGCAUUUUCGCCUUCGAGCUCAAUACACAGAAAUCAUUAUCAUGCAAGGAGUCAUCACAGACCUCUUGAACCAUCUCGGUUAAAUCCUUCGCCAAGUUACAUUCAGAGAGCUCCUUCAGUUCCUACAUUACGCUCUCCCUCUUCUUCAUCAAUGAGCUGGGGUUCUAUUGCACCUGCAUUAUCGCCGGCUAAUCACUGGAGCCAUUUUAGUAGUACGAGAAGACUUACUUCUAAAUCUGUGCACACUCAUCCUCCUGCAACGUCUCCAUUGGGCUCUUACUUGAAGAAGAUGAAGGCUCCGCAACCAUCACAAAUUAUGUCUCUACCACCCCCACCUCCUAGUGGAGAUUGUGCAUCAAUUACAUGCACAGAACCACUAACUUAUACACCUCCUGGCACAUUUUGUGGGUGUGUAUUUCCCAUUCAAGUUAAACUCCGACUUGGCGUUGCAAUAUACACAUUCUUCACUUUGGUUACAGAGUUGGCUGAAGAAAUUGCAGCCAGUGUUGCACUAAACCACAGCCAAGUUCGCAUAAUGGGAGCAAAUGCAGCUAGCCGGCAACUAGAGAAAAGCAAUGUUCUCAUCAAUCUGGUACCAGGGGGUGUAAAAUUUUCUGAUAAUUCUGCAAUGUCAAUCUACAGGAAGUUCUGGAAUAGAGAGGUUCAUAUCAAGGCUUCCCUCUUUGGUACCUAUGAUGUAUUAUACGUUCAUUAUCCAGGUCUUCCAUCCUCUCCACCUUCGCCUUUAAGCAUUUCUACUAUAGAUGAUGAACCAUAUUCCAACCAUGACAACAAUGGAAUAACAAACAAACCUUUAGGAGUCAAUGUGCCCAGGAGGAAAAAAGAUGGGCUUGCUGGAGGUAUGGUGGCUAUAAUAGUUCUUUCCUCUGUCACUGCCUUGGUUAUAUGUAUGGCAGUUCUCUGGCUUUUGCUGUUGAAAUGUGGAAACUGUAUUCAUCAACCUUGGCCAGUUAUAAAAGCCUCAGUUUCCCUCCCUGAAAAACCAUCAGGAACUGCUGUGCCUGUUACUUAUGGGAGCAUGCCUAGUUCUGCAUCAAUGUCCUUCAGUUCUGGUGCCAUGACAUAUACAGGAUCUGUUAAAGUUUUCUCCUUGAUUGACAUAGAGAGGGCCACUAAGAACUUUGAUUCUUCAAGGAUCCUAGGUGAAGGUGGGUUUGGACUUGUCUACCAUGGCAAGUUAGAUGAUGGCAGGGAGGUGGCUGUGAAGGUUUUGAAGAGAGCUGAUCAGCAUGGUGGUCGUGAGUUCUUGGCAGAAGUUGAGAUGCUUGGCCGUCUACAUCAUAGAAACCUAGUUAAGUUGAUUGGUAUAUGCACGGAGGCAAAUACUCGCAGCCUAAUAUAUGAACUUAUUCCAAGUGGAAGUCUUGAGUCUCACUUACAUGGAGUUGACAAGGUAACUGAUCCACUAGAUUGGGAUGCCCGAAUGAAGAUUGCCCUUGGCGCAGCUCGAGGUUUAGCCUAUCUGCAUGAAGACUCAAGCCCUCGAGUUAUACAUCGAGACUUCAAGUCCAGUAACAUCUUGCUAGAACAUGAUUUUACACCUAAGGUUUCUGAUUUUGGCUUGGCUCGAGCAGCAAUGGAUGAUGGAAACAAGCACAUAUCUACGCAUGUUAUGGGAACUUUCGGUUAUCUGGCUCCUGAGUAUGCAAUGACAGGACAUCUUCUUGUGAAGAGUGAUGUUUACAGCUAUGGUGUAGUCCUCCUUGAACUUUUAACGGGACGAAAACCUCUAGACCUUUCCCAACCACCAGGUCAAGAAAAUCUUGUUGGUUAUGCUCGUCCUCUACUCACAAGCAAGGAGGGGUUAGAAACAGUAAUAGAUCCAGCUAUAAAGUCUACUGUUUCCUUUGAUACCAUAUUCAAGGUAGCAGCAAUUGCAUCAAUGUGUGUGCAACCAGAAGUAUCUCACCGUCCUUUCAUGGGUGAAGUAGUUCAGGCUUUGAAGCUUGUCUGUAAUGAGUUUGAUGAAACAGAAGUGCAGCCAUCAAGAAGUCGCAGUAAUGAGAAUCUUCAGACUGAUGUAGAUAGCAAGAAAAUUAGAGUUCCAGGUGAAAUUAUAGAAGUUUCACAAUCCCAUCUCCCACUUCCAUUAUCAAAAUCUGAUUUGUUCACUACAUCCACGGGACUUGAGGGGCAGGAGUUUGGGUCUUUCAGGAGGUACUCUAGUUCAGGGCCUUUGAGUACAGGAAAGAGAAGACAGUUCUGGCAGAGAUUAAGAAGUUUGUCUGGAGGAAGCAUGAGUGAACAUGGAUUUUCACUCAAGCUAUGGCCAGGAACCAGUUAAAUUUUGCCAAGUAGUAAAUCUCCAAUUUGUGCAGAUCAACGUAAGAUGAAGUCACAUGCCUCUUGCCAACAGCUCAGGAAGAUUUCAACAGAGUUUUCAAGUUCGGGUUUCAUUGAUGCUAGAAACCAACCAGCAAUGAAGUUGAGCCUGGAGCUGACGGAUUUGAUCUGUAAACACCAUUAGCACAAACAGUAUAUUACAUGGCCUGAUUGUCUAUCUUGGUUUCAGAAGAGGUCUGUUUUUUAAUCCAAACAAUCCUCAGUUAUUCAUAGUCCACUCAUUUAUGAAUUUGUUAACAUUUUUGUUUGA